AUGGUGAAUAAAACUCUUUUAGGAGCCUUCAGGUGGGCAAAUUUGGAAGGAUUGGUGUGUCUGGGGGCGGCAGUCCUGUUCAUCCCUCUCUUUGCCUAUGCCAUUGGAAUACUGGGCAUAAUCACGAUAUAUUUCAUUAUCCUAGUUGGAAUUUUACUUCUCUAUGCCGCGCAGCUGCUCCUUUCACGGGCUGCCAGCGUUCCCAAGCAGCCUGGAGGCACUGGGGCCCCUUAUGCCUUAGAAGGACGCCAUGUCCUGAUAACUGGUGGCUCAAGAGGAAUCGGCUAUGCUAUAGCAAUGGAGGCAGUGAAAAGGGGGGCAGCGUUGAUUACUUUAGUAGCUCGGGAUCCUGCGGCUCUUCAAGAUGCACAGGGCAAGUUGUUGCACAAGGCUGACGCACUCGGAGCAGCCGUUCGAGUGCAGACUGUUACAGCCGACUUGAUGGACCCCGCCGCUGCAACUGAGUGUCUGGAUCUUGCAGUUCUUCUGAAAGGCGUCGUGAAGCAGUCGAAGGCUUGGAGGGAUGAAGCGGAGAGGCCGAGAGCGCCAAUUGAGAUAUUUUUCUGCAAUGCGGCGGAUGUGGAUCCUCGACCGUUGUGUGCAACGGGGGCUAGCAAUAUUCAAAGAGCUGUGGCGACGAAUUUGUGCACGCCGAUUUUGCAAGUCAAGCAUGUCUUGCCUUCCAUGAUCGAGGCGGGGUUUGGGGCCAUUUGCUUCAGCAACAGCCUUGCCGCCUUUGUCCCAAUCUACGGUUUCGCAGCAUAUAGUGCAACAAAAAGCGCUCUGAAGGCAUUUGCAGAGGCGAUUAACCAGGAAGUAGCAGGAGUGGGAGUGCUAGUCGCAAACGCCUUCAUGCCCAGUGUAAACACCCCAGGAUACCUGCGUGAAAAAGAAGUUCGCCACAAGCUCACCGAAAUUCUUGAGGAAACCUCCAAAGUGAAGCAGCCGGAAGAGGCUGCUGAACGACUUGUUGGCCACUUGGAGGCAGGUCACCGGGUCAUCACGAUUGACUUUGAGGGAUGGGUGUUAGCACGCCUCAACGCGGGGUUUUCCAGAGCGGAAUCCUUCGCGAGUCUGUUUUACGAAUUUUUCAUGAGUGGCAUAUUCCGACUCGUCUGCGUGGGCCUUUCCUUGCAGUUUUAUUCCAUCAUUGCGAGAGAACAGCCUGCAGCAUUAAGAAGAACGAAGCUCGCAUAA
Cyclospora cayetanensis is the source of this 1197-nucleotide messenger RNA. Its product is annotated as 3-dehydrosphinganine reductase TSC10A. The coding region runs from base 1 to 1197 and encodes 398 amino acids. Gene Ontology annotation, molecular function: 3-dehydrosphinganine reductase activity. The transcript is spliced from 6 exons. The record is from RefSeq and is a predicted model, not a curated record. Gene Ontology annotation, biological process: sphingolipid biosynthetic process. NCBI's taxonomy places the organism in Eukaryota, Apicomplexa, Conoidasida, Eucoccidiorida, Eimeriidae. Gene Ontology annotation, cellular component: endoplasmic reticulum membrane.